AUGGGCUGCUUCUCGGAUAGCUGCCGGGGUGUGCAUGUGGUGCGCAGCCUGCAGCAGCAGCAGCAGCAGCAGCAGCAGCAGCAGCAACUGCAGCAGCAGCAGCAGCAGCAGCAGCGGCAGCAGAGGAAGAAGCACUCUGUCUCCUACCUGCUGAUGUGGAGGCGUCGCCGCACGGGAACUGCAACAUCGACAACAGCAGCAGCAGCAGCAGCAGCUGCUGCUGCUGCUGCUGCUGCUGCUGCUGAAGCACCCACAAGCAAUCCAGCAGCCUGUCUCCUACCUGCUGAUGUGGAGGCGUCGCCGCACGGGAACUGCAACAUCGACAACACUGAUGUGGAGGCCCUGCAGCAGCAGCACCAGCAGCAGCAGCAACUGCAGCAGCAGCAGCAGCAGCAGCAGCAGCAGCGGCAGCAGAGGAAGAAGCAUUCUAAGCAGCUGGAGCUGCAGCGGCAGCUCCUGCUGCAGCUGCAGCUGCAGCACGAAACUCCACCUCUCUGUCUCGGCGAGGCUGCUGCUGCUCCUUGCAGCAGCAGCAACAGCAGCAGCAGCAACAGCAGCAACAGCAACAGCAGCAGCUGCAGCAGUUCAUCGCCUGCUGCAGCUGCCACAGGUUUAGUGCAAGCAGUGGCAGCAGCAGCAGCAGCAACAGAUACGUAUACAGAAGUGUGUGCUGCUGCAGCAGAUGCAGCAGCAGCAGCAGCAGGCAAUCAACGAGAAGAUGAACUGCAGCAGCAGCAGCAGCAGCAGCAGCAGCAGCAACGAAGUGACAGCGUAUUGGCAGCAAACCCUUCGACAGCAGCAGCAGCAGCAGCAGCAGGAACAGCGGCCAUUGACGCUACAACAAAUGCAGCAGCAGCAGCAGCAGCAGCAGCAGAAGCGGCAUCAGCAGCAGCAGCACUCUCAAAGGAGGUGACUGCAGCAGAAGAAGCUGCUGCGGGGACAGCAGCGAAUACAGCAGCAGCAGCAGCAGCAGCAGCAGCAGCAGCAGCACCAGCAGCAGCACCAGAAGCAGCAACAGCAGAAGCAGCAGCCCCUGACAGCGAAUGGGAUGCAACUGCUGCAGCUGCUGCUGCUGCUGCUGCUGCUGUUGCUGUGUCUCUAUGUGACGAAGAAGCAGCAGCAGCAACUUCAUUAGAAAGCAGCAGCAGCAACAGCAGCAGCUGCGUGUCGCUUGAAGACCUUGACAGAUACAGCAGCAGCAACAGCAGCAGCAGCAGCAGCAGCAGCAGCAGCAGCAAACACAGGAGACGGAGCUGCACGGUCGGGGGCUGGGUCCGCGAUGACCUUCCCCUGCAGCGGCACCGAAGCUGCAGCAGCAGCAGCAGCAGCAGCAGCAGCUACAGCAGCAGCAGCAGCAGCAGCAACUGUUUGGAGCUUGAAAGGAUGCUGGCGGAGGCCCUUAACAUUGGCCCCCCUCGCCGGGGCUGGGGCAGGCCAGCAGCAACAGCAGCAGCAGCAACAGCAGCAGCAGCAACAGCAGCAGCAGCAACAGAAGCAGCAGCAGCAGCAGCAGCAGCAGCAACAGGCGCAGCAGAAGCAGCUGCAGCGGCAACAGGCGCCGCUGCAACAACAGCAGCAAAAUCGCUGUCUGAUCCUCAUACCCAAUGCAGCAACAUGAAUAACAGCAGCAGCAGCAGCAACAGCAGCAGCUGCAGCAGCAGCAGCUGCAGCAGCAGCAGCAGCAGCAGCAGCAGCAGCAGCACAAUGCAGCUCAGUUAUGCCUCUUCUCUCUCAGGCGUUGAUAAGGCCUUCAGCUCCCGCUGCUUCAAGGGUACAAAUGAGGCAGCAGCAGCAGCAGCAGCAGCAGCAGCACCUUCAGCAGCAGCAGCAGCUGCUGCUGCUGCUGCUGUUGCUGCUGCUGCUGCUGCUCUGUGCGAGGAGCAGCCCUACACCAGCAGCAGCGGCGGCAGCAGCACGCGCUGCAGUGUCUCAGAGGAAACGUCUCCUGCUGCAGCUGCUGACAGCAGCAGCAGCAGCAGCAGCAGCAGGUGUGCAGAGUGGAAGAGCAGCAAUGUAUUUGCUGCAGCAGCAGCAGCAGCAGCAGCAGCAGCAGCACCCCGGGUUGGUGCUGCAACGUGUUUGUCUUCUUCGUCUGCUGCUGCUGCUGCUGCUGCACCAUCGCCUUUAGGAUUGCCUUGCUGCUGCUGCAGCUCACUGCAGCAGCAGAUGGACUCGGACCCUGCAGCAGCAGCAGCAGCAGCAGCAGCAGCAGCAGCAGCAGGGGAGGGGUGCCCCCAGUGUCUGACGGACUGCAGCGAUGUUGAUGAGUUCCUUACUCCUUCUCUCAGCCUGCUGCAGCACGCACCUUCUGCUGCUGCUGCUGCUGCUGCUGCUGCUGCUGCUGGUGAAUCAACUACCCCCAGCUGCUGCCGCAGCAGCAGCAGCCCCUGCAGCAGCAGCAGCACCCCCUGCAGCAGCAGAUGA
Eimeria mitis is the source of this 2424-nucleotide messenger RNA. RefSeq lists its product as uncharacterized. NCBI's taxonomy places the organism in Eukaryota, Apicomplexa, Conoidasida, Eucoccidiorida, Eimeriidae. The record is from RefSeq and is a predicted model, not a curated record. The transcript is spliced from 5 exons. The coding region runs from base 1 to 2424 and encodes 807 amino acids.